Molecule: messenger RNA, 1744 nt
Organism: Lucilia cuprina (Australian sheep blowfly)
Lineage: Eukaryota; Metazoa; Arthropoda; Insecta; Diptera; Calliphoridae
Gene: Usp14
Product: ubiquitin carboxyl-terminal hydrolase 14
Exons: 6
Coding region: 184-1671 (495 amino acids)
Biological process (GO): regulation of proteasomal protein catabolic process; proteasome-mediated ubiquitin-dependent protein catabolic process; protein deubiquitination
Molecular function (GO): cysteine-type deubiquitinase activity; proteasome binding
Source: RefSeq, a predicted model, not a curated record
CGGAGUAAUUCACACAAACAGCUAUAAUGGCAAAUGCCAAAAUUAAAUGACUUUUAAAAAUUUCAAUUUUGCCGAUUGACAAGACAUAAAAUUUAAUUUUCUCAACAACAAAAGACCAGACUAGAGUUUUUUUAAUAUAUUAAUAAAUAAUAGUUAAAUAAUUUUGAUAAGUAAAUAAUAAAUAUGCCACAAUAUAAAGUGAAAGUAAAAUGGGGACGCGAAAUGUUUCCAGAUAUUGAAGUAAAUACCGAUGAGGAACCCAUACUGUUUAAGGCUCAGUUGUUUGCUUUAACAGGAGUGCAGCCGGAAAGGCAGAAAGUUAUGUGCAAGGGAGGCAUUUUAAAGGAUGAGGAAUGGAAUUUGCAAUUGAAAGAUGGAGCUACAAUUUUGUUGCUGGGCACAAAAGAGCAAGUACCCGAAAAGCCGGCUGAACCAGUGAAGUUUAUUGAAGAUAUGAAUGAUGUGGAAAUGGCCUCAGCGAUGGAAGUUCCUGCUGGUCUCACUAACUUAGGCAACACUUGUUAUAUGAAUGCUACUUUACAGUGUUUACGUGCCGUUCCCGAAUUACGCGACGCUUUAGAAAAUUUCCGUGUUGGCAGUGCCGAUGCUGAGUCAAUGCCUUUGGCCAUUACCUCGGCUAUGAAGUUUCUAUUUAAGCAAAUGGAAAAAACUGGUUCUACCGUAACGCCAUUCGUUUUAUUGGGAACGUUACAUCGUGCCUUUCCACAAUUUUCUCAAACCGGUGAAAAUGGUACUUAUCGCCAGCAGGAUGCCAACGAAUGUUGGUCGGAAUUGUUGAAAAUGUUACAGCAAAAAUUGCCAGCAACUAGUGUUCCUGAAGUGGAGGGUGGACAGCAGGUUAAGAAGUACAACUCAUUUAUUGAACAAUACUUUGGCGGUACUUUUGAGGUUAAAAUGAGUUGCAGUGAGGCACCCGAUGAGGAUACCAGCAUUAGCAAAGAAAACUUUUUACAGUUAAGUUGUUUUAUAUCGCCCGAGGUGAAAUACAUGCAUAGUGGCUUAAAAUCGAAAUUAAAUGAAACUUUAGUUAAACGUUCAGAAAGACUAGGAAGAGAUGCCAACUAUACCAGAUCGUAUUUAAUUAAUCGCUUGCCUGCCUAUUUAACCGUACAAUUUGUACGUUUCCAAUAUAAGGGUAAAGAAGGCAUUAAUGCUAAAGUCUUAAAGGAUAUAAAGUUUCCCAUUGAUUUCGAUGCCUUCGAUUUGUGUACACCCGAAUUGCAAAAUAAACUAUGUCCCAUGCGUGCAAAAUUCAAAGAAUUAGAAGAUAAAAAACUCGAAAGUCAGGUGAAAGCACCACUCGAUGCGGUUAAAGCCAAGGAUGGCGGUGAUGAUAGCAAAACAAAAGUCGAAUAUGAACCGUUUUAUUUUGAAGAUGAUUUAGGUAGUAAUAAUUCCGGUUACUAUACACUCCAAGCUGUUCUAACACACAAAGGACGUUCUAGCACUUCGGGCCAUUAUGUGGCCUGGGUUAAACAAACCGAAGAUAUUUGGUUUAAAUUUGAUGAUGAUGUCGUAACAUCGGUAACAAGUGAUGAAAUUUUACGUCUUUCGGGCGGUGGUGAUUGGCAUUGUGCAUAUGUCCUGCUGUACGGGCCUAAACUAUUGCCAAAAGCAUCACCAGCUGUUGAAGCUCAAGAAAGCAAUUGAAAUGUGAAGUAAAAAAAAAAUAUUAUACAUCAAAACGCCUACAUAAUAAAAUAUAAACAUCAUUAAUUAAUUA